CUGAGCUCGGCACCAACACUUGUGAUCAUGCUGUCCGAUUCUUAGCUGCAAUUGACUCUCCCUUGCGUUAAUACGGACAACUCACUUCCGAAGCUGGAUCUCUCUUUGCGAUCCUGCGAUCAACUCUGCUCGCAGCUUCCGAUGUCUUGCGCGUUCCUGCCAUGGCCUUUGACUAUUUCGCAAACCCGCCCUCUGAUCUGGACUUGACUGAGUCGAGAACCGCUUCGAAUAAUGCUGUUGGAAUAGUUCUGUUCGCCCUGUCCGCGCUCUUCGUUGGGCUGCGACUCCUGACGAGGUUGAGGCUAAAACGGGAGCCACUUGGAUUAGAUGACCACCUUAUGUUCAUAGGGUUGGCACUGAACGCAGGGAAUUUAGCAUGCUGUAUAGCCGGUGGUUUCUUUGGUCUUGGAAAGCACAUAUGGUCACUUGAUCAAUACCAGAUGCGCCAUAUCACCAUCAUCACGUUCGUGUAUGUGUUCAUAUACGCGUGGAGUGUGUGCAUCAUCAAGUUCUCGAUCCUCGCUCUCUACCGCCGCAUCUUUGGUAUGACAUGGAUGGGAUGGUUCUGCGUGGCGUUGACCGCCGGCUAUUUGAUCACCAACCACAUUGUACUGCCUCUUUACACAAGACCUCUUGACUAUUAUUGGAACCAGUGGAAUGAUGACGCUCAAGGUGUUGUUCAAGUCGAUGAAGCGAAGUUCUACCUCGGUGUCGGCAUAAUCAACCUCUUCGGCGAUAUCUGCAUCCUGACCGUGCCCAUCUCCAGUGUCAUACAGCUACGACUCGCGCGAACCCAAAAGAUCGCGAUCUCACUAAUUUUCUUGCUCGGAAGUUUUGUGUGCUUCGCAUCCAUGUACCGCAUCAUCACCAUCACCCGCCUUGUCAGAACGACAGAUAUCAGCUGGGCGAAGAGCGACGUCUUCAUCUGGUCCACCGUUGAGCCGUCGGUCGGCAUCAUAUCCGGUUGUUUACCCACUCUCCGUCCACUGAUGCUACAUAUACUGCAAUCCUGGUUCAACUUCAUACCCUCCGAACGAUCCUCUAGUGGCAAAGUCUCACGCUCGAUCAGCCUCAACGCCAUCGAAACUAUCGGCAAGAAGCGCACGCGCAAGAUCUCAAAGCAGGACACAGUGGGUGGUUCGCAAUUCACAGAGUUGAAUGAUUGUGUCGAUGCCAUUGAAGGACGGCGCGGACAGCACUCGAGAGAAUGGAGGCCCGAUGAAGAUGAGAUGUGCCUCACUACCACGACAGUGCAUGCGCACAGUGACAGUCGGCCUGGAACUGAGAGGAGUACGCCGGAAGCGAGAGACGGGGGCGGCAUCAACGUCACGAAAGAGUUUGAAUGGGACGAAGCAAUUACGCAUCCGGACAAGCUCUAAGUACGUCAAUCAGUUAGCGUUGCUCUUGCGCAGGAAACAAGAUGAGCUGUCGAGUUCGCAACUGCCAUAGGUAAGCGCGCUGCCCCGACCGACCCCUGCGUCCAUCUCAACAGAAUCUCUCUCGCGUCGCACACAGAUGCAGUGUCCAGCACGCGAGUUCAUCAUAGCGCUUAUACGCAAAGAGGUACCC
Messenger RNA from Didymella exigua CBS 183.55, 1569 nucleotides. RefSeq lists its product as uncharacterized. The coding region runs from base 162 to 1379 and encodes 405 amino acids. Lineage: Eukaryota; Fungi; Ascomycota; Dothideomycetes; Pleosporales; Didymellaceae. The transcript is spliced from 5 exons. The record is from RefSeq and is a predicted model, not a curated record.